GGCCGAGCGCGCUCAGCCCCGCGACCACCAGCCGCUCGAGACCCCUGCGCCGCUGCGCCCCGGGUUUCGCGGCACCCAAGACCCAGCGAGUGCAGCGGCGGCCGCUGAGGAGGUUCGAAAACAUGGCCAAAAGAAAUGCCGAGAAGGAACUGACAGAUAGGAAUUGGGAUCAAGAAGAUGAAGCUGAAGAGGUGGGAACAUUCUCUGUGGCCAGUGAGGAAGUCUUGAAGAAUAGAGCCAUAAAGAAAGCAAAGCGCAGAAAUAUUGGAUUCGAAUCUGACAGUAGAGGAGGCUUUAAAAGUUUUAAAGGUUUAGUGGUACCUUCUGGAGGAGGACGGUUUCCUGGAUUUGGUAGUGGUGCUGGAGGGAAGCCUUUGGAAGGACUGUCGAAUGGAAACAACAUAACCAGCGCCCCUCCCUUCACCAGUGCAAAGGCAGUGGCAGAGCCCAAGGUAGCCUUUGGUUCUCUUGCUGCAAAUGGCCCUACCGCCUUGGUUGAUAAAAAAGUUUCAAAUCCCAAAACUAAUGGGGACAGUCAGCAGCCCUCCUUCUCUGGCCUUGCUUCCAGUAAAGCUUGUGUCAGAAAUGCCUAUCACAAGCAGUUGGCCGUCUUGAACUGCUCCGUGCGGGAUUGGAUAGUGAAGCACGUGAAUACAAACCCCCUCUUGUGAUCUGACACCUAUCUUUAAAGACUAUGAGAAAUAUUUAGCAAACAUUGAACAGCAACACGGGAACAGUGGCAGGAAUUCUGAAAGUGAAUCUAACAAAGCUGCGGCUGAAACACGGUCUCCUUCCCUUGUUGGCUCAACAAAAUUACAGCAAGAGUCAGCGUUUUUGUUUCAUGGCAACAAAACUGAAGAUACACCUGACAAGAAGGUAGAGCUGGCAUCUGAAAAGAAAACGGACCCAUCAUCACUAGGAGCGACAAGUGCCUCAUUUAAUUUCGGCAAGAAAGUUGAUAGCUCUGUUUUGGGCUCAUUAAGCUCUGUCCCCCUGACUGGAUUUUCAUUCUCCCCUGAAAACUACAGUUUAUUUGGCAAAGAUAUUACCAGAGUAAACCAGUCUCUUCACCAUUUCGCACUAAACUAUUGGAGGGCCAAGCGGAAGGUGACAGUGGUGAAUGCAAAGGUGGAGAUGAAGAAGAGAAUCAUGAGCUACCCAAAGUAGUAGUUACCGAAGUAAAAGAAGAAGAUGCUUUUUACUCCAAAAAGUGUAAACUAUUUUACAAGAAAGAUAAUGAAUUUAAAGAGAAAGUCAUAGGUACUCUGCAUUUAAAACCUACAGCAAAUCAGAAGACACAGCUUUUGGUGCGGGCAGACACCAAUUUAGGCAACAUAUUGCUGAAUGCUCUGAUUCCACCCAAUAUGCCACGUACGCGAACAGGGAAAAAUAACGUUUUUAUUGUCUGUGUUCCAAAUCCACCAAUUAACGAGAAGAAUGCCACCAUGCCAGUCACCAUGUUGAUUCGGGUAAACACCAGCGAGGAUGCAGACGAGUUGCACAAAAUUUUACUGGAGAAAAAGGAUGCCUGAACACGCGAAGUCGGCUGCGGAAUUAUUGCCAAGUUGCUGCUUCUUCCACCGUCCCUUCGACUUAGUUUUUCUUCUCUUCUUUGACAUUCUAAGAACUUAUAGAUAACUUAAAACUUUUGAGAGGAAGAUUAAUGUGGCCAAUAAAACCUUUAAAUUUUAAGUGUCAAGAAACCGCACUCUCCCUUCUUAAGAACUGCCUAAAGUGUAAAAUACAUUUGAAUGCAAUUUUUGGAAGAUUUUUUAAUGUUCGUUUAUUAAACUAACCCUAAGUGAUUUCUUCAAGCACUGCAAUCAGGGUAUCAAUUCGCUUUCCCAAAGGCUCUUCCAACCCGUGGGUUUUGGGGUCCACCGCCAUCACCAGAGAGGCUUUUGAACAGGUGCCUGGCUGUGUUCAGAAGGAAGCUGGCCUGUAUGCUUCUCUCCGGUGGGCUCAGCCGACGUGUGAGACUUGUUGUUACCAAAUAACCGGGCUGCGACGCUGUGACAGGCAUUUGUCCUCUGCUUUAUUUUUAUUUUGAAGCUAAAAUGUGAGUACUAAGUGUUCACCUCAGCGUUCGAAUCAUUGGCCUGUAACCCUGUGGGCUGCUUCACGAGAAUUCAGGACCUGCAUUUUCAUUCUAAAAAGAAAUGAACAGCUUGUGAAGGAGUUUUUUGGCUUUGUAGUGUCUAUUCAUGAGGUAGUGUUACUUCUUUAUCCCCCAAAGACAAAAUGAAGAUAUAGGGGGAUUGCCAGGAAUGGGUUUAAAAGCACAAAUGUGGUAGCUUAUCAUCUACACCAUGGAGAGUGAACCCUUACGAAAUGAAAGUCAAAUGAGACCAUCCUAGAAAAAGAAGAUGCUCAUAGGCAUUUGUACCAUGAUCAACCCCACGCAUAUGAAAACUGUGACCAAGUGAUGUGCCUGGGAGCUUUGACACCCGAGCCGUGUGAAUUCACUAGGAAACAUGUAAUAAGGACUCAACCACAGCAAUAUGUAAGAAGAACACACACCAAACAUUCCUGAAGUGAUUUAAAAGAUAGACUGAAGAGGAGCAAGAACAGAAACAGGGAGCCAGUUACAGAUCUAUCCCAAGAAUUCUGGGGAGAGAUGAUGAUGUCUGCAGCAGAGUGACAGCAGUGGAGAUUGAGAGAAAAGGUUGAAAAUGAUUGCUUGUGUUCAACUACUGUGAAGAGUUGGAAUCAGACAACUACAGCUUUGAUUUUCCAAGUGGUUCAGAAUGUAAAUAUGAUCUGACCUUUCCCUGAUGGACAGUUAAAUCAUGGACACGCUAAACAAUUUACUUUGGACUGUCCUUCCUAAAGAUGCUCUGGCUUCUCUCUUGAAUGCUCACUAAGCUUUCGUAGCUGACAAGGAAAGGAAGGAAAACUGUGAACUGGAAAGUUAUCUUACAAUGAAAAUUACUAGCACAUCUUGCAUCUGUCCAGUCCUAGUGUGUCUCUGUUUUGUGCAGAGGUGUUAUGGAACUGCUCACCACAGCUCCAUCAAGGUGACGAGAAACCAAACCAAACACAUUGAAGGUGAAACCGAAGUCCAUCAUCGUCCCAAAAGGGGAUGGGUAUGGAAUCAGUUCUUUGUUUUAGAAGAACAUAUGGGACCAGAUCCUCAGUAUGUUGGAAAGCUGCACUCCAAUUCUGACAAAGGUGAUGGAUCUGUCAAGUACAUCCUUACUGGAGAGGGUGCUGGGACUAUAUUUAUCAUUGACGAUACCACGGGUGAUAUCCACUCAACAAAAAGCCUAGACAGAGAGCAGAAGACCCACUAUGUGCUUCAUGCUCAAGCUAUUGAUAGACGUACAAACAAACCUCUUGAGCCUGAAUCCGAGUUCAUCAUCAAAGUGCAAGACAUCAAUGACAACGCUCCAAAAUUCACAGAUGGACCAUACAUUGUUACUGUGCCUGAAAUGUCAGAUAUGGGUACCUCUGUUCUACAGGUGACAGCUACUGAUGCAGAUGACCCUACCUAUGGAAAUAGCGCUCGGGUGGUUUACAGCAUUCUCCAGGGACAACCCUACUUCUCCGUCGACCCUAAAACAGGAGUUAUUAGAACGGCCUUACAUAACAUGGACAGAGAAGCCAGAGAACAUUACUCCGUGGUCAUUCAAGCCAAAGACAUGGCUGGGCAAGUUGGAGGGCUUUCAGGAUCUACAACAGUCAACAUCACCUUAACCGAUGUCAAUGACAACCCACCACGCUUUCCUCAAAAACACUAUCAGCUAUAUGUUCCUGAGUCAGCUCAAGUUGGUUCAGCUGUUGGGAAAAUCAAGGCAAAUGAUGCUGACACUGGCUCAAAUGCUGACAUGACCUACUCCAUCAUAAAUGGUGAUGGCAUGGGAAUAUUCUCAAUCUCCACUGACAAAGAGACCAGGGAAGGAAUCCUUUCUUUAAAGAAGCCACUGAACUAUGAGAAAAAGAAGUCAUAUACCCUCAACAUAGAAGGAGCAAAUACACAUCUUGAUUUUCGCUUUUCUCACUUGGGUCCUUUUAAAGAUGCUACUAUGCUGAAGAUCAUUGUUGGGGAUGUAGAUGAACCACCACUAUUUUCCAUGCCUUCCUACCUCAUGGAAGUCUACGAAAAUGCCAAGAUUGGGACCGUCGUUGGUACAGUUUUGGCACAAGAUCCUGACAGUACUAACAGCUUAGUAAGAUACUUCAUCAACUACAAUGUUGAAGACGACAGAUUUUUCAACAUUGAUGCCAAUACUGGGACCAUUAGGACUACAAAGGUUCUCGACAGAGAAGAAACUCCAUGGUACAACAUCACAGUCACUGCUUCAGAAAUUGAUAAUCCUGAUUUGCUGAGCCAUGUCGCAGUGGGUAUUAGAGUUCUGGAUGUCAAUGACAAUCCACCCGAACUUGCCAGGGAAUAUGAUAUUAUUGUAUGUGAAAAUUCUAAGCCUGGCCAGGUUAUUCACACCAUCAGUGCCACUGAUAAAGACGAUUUUGCCAAUGGACCAAGGUUUAACUUCUUUCUUGAUGAACGCCUGCCUGUAAAUCCAAACUUCACUCUGAAGGACAAUGAAGAUAACACAGCCAGCAUUCUGACAAGGCGGAGGAGAUUUAGUCGAACUGUUCAGGAUGUGUAUUAUCUGCCCAUUAUGAUCUCUGAUGGUGGAAUCCCCUCUCUCAGCAGCAGCAGCACCCUCACCAUCAGGGUUUGUGCAUGCGAGAGAGAUGGGCGCGUGCGGACCUGCCAUGCAGAAGCCUUCCUGUCCUCGGCUGGUUUGAGUACAGGAGCCUUAAUCGCUAUUCUUCUCUGUGUUCUCAUUCUCCUGGCAAUUGUGGUACUUUUUAUCACCCUGAGGCGCAGCAAAAAAGAGCCCUUGAUCAUUUCAGAAGAGGAUGUACGGGAGAACGUGGUCACCUAUGAUGAUGAAGGAGGUGGAGAGGAAGACACGGAGGCCUUUGACAUCACAGCCUUGAGGAAUCCUUCUGCUGCUGAGGAGCUCAAGUACCGGAGAGAUAUCAGACCUGAAGUGAAGCUCACUCCCAGACACCAGACAUCGUCCACCCUGGAAAGUAUAGAUGUUCAGGAAUUUAUUAAGCAAAGAGUGGCAGAAGCAGACCUAGACCCUAGCGUUCCCCCUUAUGACUCUCUUCAGACUUAUGCCUAUGAGGGUCAGAGAUCAGAAGCUGGGUCUAUCAGCUCGCUGGAUUCAGCAACGACACAAUCAGACCAGGAUUAUCACUACCUUGGAGACUGGGGACCCGAGUUUAAAAAGUUAGCUGAACUCUAUGGAGAAAUAGAAUCUGAAAGAACAACUUAGGGGGUCAGUUCUUGCAACCUUGUGGAAUUUGCUUCCUGAGUAAGUGGAUAUACAACCUCAGCAAUGACAAGGAAGAAGUGUGGAAACAGUACUUGGAACUGAGCAAGCUGGACACAGCUCCUGUAGAAACAAGUGCCCUUUUCAUGAUCGAAACUGGGUUAUUUAAUUGGAAGAAAGUAAAAAAAAAAAAAAGACAAUACAAAGAAAAAGUUAUUGUUCCUUGUGUAUAUUUUCAAUUGCUCAAUAAAGUCUGUGGUACUGUUUAUUAAGAAUUCCUGAAUUAAGCCAAACAAUGAUAUUUGUUUCAAUAUUUUGUGAUUUAUUUUUUUCAAAAGCAAAACUAAACAGAAAGGCUCAAGAUCACUGGUGGUUAUGACUUAUAGGGGUGGUAACAGUAAUACAGGAAACUUGUGAAGGUAAUCACGACCUCUUUUAUCACUUUUCUGGGUGAACCCUUGAGAACCACACUCUGUUAUUAUAACAGAUCUCAUUAGCCUUGUCUUGUGUUUAUAUUACAUGAGGUAUUUCCACUCUAUCAUGGACUUGUAUGUACCAUUUCCCUUUGCCCUCCCCAGUUCUUUUCUCCAUACAAAACUGAUGGAGCAUGGGGAUUUGCUGCCUGCACUAUAAUGUAUGCAACUUCAGUGCACCAGUUGUGUGCUGUACUGAGCAUGAGACUAUUGUCUCUAUCCCGUACACCCCCUUUUAUUUUAAUGGGAUACUCCUAUUUUUAAAUGGACAGAAAGAAUAGUUUAAGGUAUGUUAUGAAAAUCUGAUAUGUCAGGGAAUAAUUUAAUUUUAAAAAUAGCCACACACCUUAUCUUCUACGAAAUGUUGGGGAACUUUUUUUUUCCUUUUUUCCACUUGUUUUAUUAUAUUUAAAUCAGCAAUUUUGAUCAUUUCUGUAUUUAAAAUUAAUUGUCAAACAUUUUGCUGGCUGGUUUGUGCUUCAGUCUAAGUCACUUAUUUUCAACACGAGCAGUAAUCAAAAAUAAGUACCCCACACAAUAACAAUGUAGUCUGAAAGACUAUCCUCCAAUGAAUGUAAAUGUCAUAGAAUCAUAGUUGACUUACAUUUAUUCCUUACACAGGUUCAGAUUUUUUCCAUCUCACUGAUAAUUAGUUUGGUAUCAACAGGAAAAUGUGUAGGACUAGGAGCAAAAAAGGAGAUUCACAGUUAUUAUCCUCAGAUAUGUUCCCGAAAGUCUCUGUGUUCAGGGUCCAAACCACAAAGUAGAGAUGGCAAUGACUUCCCUGCCCACCUCACAGGGUUGUUGUGAGGAUUAAAUGAGCAUCUGUAAAAUGCUUUGCCAACUGCAAAGUAUUCAAUUGCAUAAAAGCUUGCAGACGCUUAUCUAAUUUUCUAGUUUCAUUAGCUUUUAAAUAUAUAUUUACAUGCAUCUGGCAUAAAAUAUUAUAUUAUCACAGGAGAAUUUCAUGAAAUCUUCAACAGUGAAGCUACUGUUUAAAUAUAUGUACACAAUUCCAAUUAUUUUAAUAUUUUCAUAAGCUAAUUUCUGAGAAUUUGGGUGGGGCUUUUUUUUUUUCAAAUUGUUUUAGAUAAUGUUUUGUUGUUGUUGCUAUUGGUCUUGAAGUAAGAAUUCAUACCAUAAUGGUCCUACUUUCUAAAACUGGCCACAUCUAUAUAUUUCAGAAAUAUUGAAAUUCUUAAAUACAUGAAAUAGGAAUUAGUUGAAACCGGAGUUUUUCCUUUGCUCUUUAAAUUUAUCAUUAUCAGUGUCCCCAAAAGUUAUAUGACAUUUUCUGUCUGUUUCUACCCAUGUGCAAAAUUUUGGAUUUUACCUCUGUUUGCAAUUGCCCUGUGCUAUCGUAUUAUAAUUUGAGGUAUGGGAAGUAAGUAAGCUUAAUUUGAAUAAUUCUCAAUUUGUGUUUUAAGCCUGAGGAAUAAAAUGUAAUUUAAGCUUUUUAUGACA
This is a messenger RNA of Pan troglodytes (chimpanzee), 7228 nucleotides long. It is a transcript of the gene CDH18, whose product is annotated as cadherin 18. Lineage: Eukaryota; Metazoa; Chordata; Mammalia; Primates; Hominidae. The record is from RefSeq and is a predicted model, not a curated record. Gene Ontology annotation, molecular function: cadherin binding; calcium ion binding; beta-catenin binding. Gene Ontology annotation, cellular component: catenin complex; adherens junction; plasma membrane. The transcript is spliced from 14 exons. Gene Ontology annotation, biological process: adherens junction organization; cell migration; cell-cell adhesion mediated by cadherin. Bases 2922 to 5294 code for a protein of 790 amino acids.